Messenger RNA from Trifolium pratense (red clover), 1607 nucleotides. RefSeq names its product anthocyanidin 3-O-glucosyltransferase 2-like. The transcript has a single exon. Bases 1 to 1431 code for a protein of 476 amino acids. NCBI's taxonomy places the organism in Eukaryota, Viridiplantae, Streptophyta, Magnoliopsida, Fabales, Fabaceae. Gene Ontology annotation, molecular function: UDP-glycosyltransferase activity. The record is from RefSeq and is a predicted model, not a curated record.
AUGAAGAAAGCACAAGUGGUGUUUAUUCCAUUUCCGGUUCCGAGCCAUCUAGUUUCCACCCUUGAGUUCGCGAAGCUUCUAAUCAAUCAUGAUAACCGUCUCCGAAUAACCAUCUUGCUCAUAAAAUUCCCACACACAACAGAAACUGAUGUUUACACUAAAUCACUUCCCAUCUCCGAUUCUCUCAACUUCAUCAACCUUCCAGAAUGUUCUCUUCCCCCAGACACCAAGCCAAAUUUGGCCAUGCACGCUCUCAUCGAAGCUCAGAAACCAAACAUCAAACAAACUGUCUCCGACCUCACUGCUGGAGAAGGACAACAUGGACACCUCGCUGCCUUCGUUGUUGACAUGUUCUGCACCAAUAUGAUUGAUAUUGCCAAAGAAUUUUCCGUUCCUACACUCGUCUUCUCCACUUCCGGCGUUGCUUCCCUUGGAUUGAAUCUUCAUCUUCACACUCUCCGUGAGAAAGUUGAUUUGAAUCAGUUGUUGAAGCACACAGAGUUUAGCAUCCCGAGUUUUGCCAACUCGGUUCCUUCAUACUCGUUGCCUGGUUCCGUGCUGAAUAAGGAAUGGGAAAUGUUUUUCAUGAGCUAUUGCAGAGGACUCAAGAAUGCUGAUGGCAUUAUAGUAAAUUCAUUUGAAGAGCUCGAAUCCUAUGCGGUGCAGUCCUUUUACUCUCAUCCUGAACUAGCUAGUUUACCGAUUAUAUAUCCGGUGGGGCCCAUACUAAACCCCGAGCCCAAAACCAAGGGCACAGUUGAUUCUGAUGAUAUCAUUAAGUGGCUUGAUGAUCAACCUCCUUCCUCAGUAGUUUUCCUUUGCUUUGGGAGCAUGGGCUCUUUCGAUGAGGAUCAGGUUAAGGAGAUCGCGCAUGCUGUUGAGAAUAGUGGGGCCCGCUUCGUAUGGGCUUUGCGUAAACCCAAACCCAAAGGUGUCAUGCCUGCGCCCACUGAUUAUCCUCUUUCUGAAUUACUUUCAAUUUUACCGGAAGGGUUCUUAGAUCGGACGGCUGAGAUUGGAAAGGUCAUUGGAUGGGCCCCGCAGACCCAAAUACUGGCCCACCCAGCUAUGGGAGGAUUUGUUUCGCAUUGUGGCUGGAAUUCUACGCUCAAGAGCAUAUAUUUUGGUGUGCCAAUUGCCACUUGGCCGCUCUUUGCUGAACAACAAACAAAUGCUUUUGAAUUGGUGCAUGAGCUGAAGAUAGGUGUUGAGAUUGCAUUGGAUUAUAAGGUGGAUUUUAAUGGCGGGCCUAACUAUCUUGUAACUGCCGAUAAGAUUGAGAAAGGAAUAACGAAUGUGUUGGAUACGGAUGGAGAGGUAAGGAAGAACAUGAAAGAAAUGAGUGAAAAGAGUAAGAAGACUUUGUCAGAGGGUGGAUCUUCUUACACUUAUUUAGGUCGUUUGAUCGAUUAUAUUAUGAAUCAGGUGUGAAAUUAAAUUAUCCAUGUACUCACUUACAAAAAGGGUCAGAGAUUCCCACUUUUAUUGUCUAAAUGCCUCGAAUGAGAUUAACUUCAGUGUGGGAACCCUAUGAUAAAAAAAAGAGAGGUUAAAGGGUAUUGGCUUAAUUUUCAAUAUAACAAGGACUGAUCAUUUUCAUUUGGCAA